Megalops cyprinoides (Indo-Pacific tarpon) is the source of this 4707-nucleotide messenger RNA. RefSeq names its product pleckstrin homology domain-containing family G member 3-like. The record is from RefSeq and is a predicted model, not a curated record. The coding region runs from base 814 to 4707 and encodes 1297 amino acids. NCBI's taxonomy places the organism in Eukaryota, Metazoa, Chordata, Actinopteri, Elopiformes, Megalopidae. The transcript has 20 exons. Gene Ontology annotation, molecular function: guanyl-nucleotide exchange factor activity.
CAUGUCAUACUGACUGACUGCACUGUAUACCGAACGCUUGCACUUUUCACUUAAGCGUUGCUUUUUUAUAUGAUUACUUUUUGUGACGACCACGGACCGCAAGCGUUGUAUUCCAAGUAAUUUAGAAUAUAUUUUGGAACGAGAACGAAAGCCGUUUUCAGAAAAAGAGAAAAACUCUUUAUUAAACAGUUGUAUCGGAAGAGGACAAAGAAAAAGAAGUUGAAGCAUUCCGGGGGGCAUCUUUGCGCGAAUCCCAGUAUUUCCCUUUUUCCCCACAAAGAAGCUGAUAUUGAAUCGACAUUAAACGAAAAUGCUUGUUGUGGUAUAUUUUUAGUUUUUUUGUUUGUUUGUUUAUAAGUCAAUACAUAAAUAUCAAAGGCAUUUGAAAACUUGCACUCGAAAGAUUACAUUUGACCGUUAGCUAAGCGAGAAGAUAGAGCCGUGUGUCAUGAAAUCGAAGCCAAAGGGGAUGGCGCUUCAAAUCCAACAAUAGCAAUGUGAAAGCGGUGAAAAAAUCCAGGAGUGAAAACAGGGCUUAAUCCUUUUUGUUUUUGGGAAUGUUCUUGUGCAUGGGGUAAAACGCCCUGAACGUAGAUUUUUUUUUUCCUGUACUGAAGACAUGUACAAUUAUUCAAUCCAAUGCGCUCUUGCUGGGAAAUAAUCGAACUGAGUGAAGCGGAGGAGUACGGCUUGGAUCGACGGACUUUAUCAGAGACGCGUCGGAAGCGGAGCGGAGACACUGACGGCUAUUUUUUUGAUGCCUCCACUCGAGACACCUGCAAAGGGUUCCGCUUCCUGUGACACCAUCACAUCAUGCCUGAGGGGGCGCGCCGCGGCAGCCAGAGAAAGCACAGCACCCAAGCUGCCCAGCGCCCCUCCUCCGUGUCCUCCCUGAGCGGCAUUGUGGGUAGGAUGGCCUCCUCGGAGCGUGCCUCCCGUGGCAGCUGCACCUCGGUCAACACCGUGUGCUCAGACAGCGACCGGGCGGCCAGCCUCAGCUCCUCCACUUCCUCCGCCUCCCUGCAGGACGGCCACUCCUCCUCCUCCUCGUCCUCCCUGCCUUAUGGGGCGAUGCCCGCCUACCCUCCGCCGCAGCGCAACGGUUCCGACAUCAGCCUGGACCUCACGCCCCUCUCCCAGCUGCUGGAGGAGCGCGGCCGCGGGGCCGGGGGCCCCGGCUUCCCCGGCUCGCCCGCCCCAAAGCUGUCCCGGCUGGAGAGGGUGGUGCUGGAGAUCGUGGAGACCGAGCAGGCCUAUGUGCGGGACCUGAAGAGCAUCGUGGAGGAUUACUUGGGCUGCAUAAUUGACUGUGGUGACCUGCCGCUCAAGCCAGAUGAGGUCAGCACUCUCUUCUGCAACAUUGAAGACAUCUACGAGUUCAACAGUGAGCUACUGGAGGAUCUGGAGAGAAGCCCUCAUGCAGCAGCCAUUGCAGAAUGCUUCGUGGAGAGGAGUGAAGCCUUUGACAUUUACACUCUCUACUGUAUGAACUACCCCAACUCAGUGGCUGUUUUGAGAGACUGCAUGAAGAACGAGAGCCUGGUCCGCUUCUUCCAAGAGCGACAGGCCACACUCUGUCACUCUUUACCUCUGGAAACGUACUUGCUCAAGCCGGUGCAGAGGAUCCUCAAGUACCACCUCCUACUGCAGGAGCUUUCCAAGCACUUUGACAAGAGCGACCCUGGCUAUGAGGUGGUGGAGGAUGCCAUCAUUACCAUGACAGCGGUGGCCUGGUACAUCAAUGACAUGAAGAGGAAGCAGGAACAUGCCGUCAGGCUGCAGGAAAUCGAGAGCCUGCUGCUGAACUGGGCCGGUCCGGACCUCAGUGGCUUCGGAGAGCUGGUCCUGGAGGGCUCCUUCCGAGUCCAGCGGGUCAAGAAGGAGAGGGCCUUCUUCCUCUUUGACAAGAUGCUCCUCAUCGCCAAAAAGAGGGCAGAGCACUUCAUCUACAGUACCCACAUCUUUUGCUGUAACCUGCUUCUGGUAGAAAACAUGAAGGACCCCCUGUGCUUCAAGGUGUCUGAUCAGACCAUUCCAAAACAGCAGCAUGUCGUACAGGCCAAGAACCAGGAGGAGAAGCGACUGUGGCUGCACUACCUCAAGAGGCUGAUCGUGGAGAACCACCCCGCCUCGCUGCCCCAGAAGGCAAGACAGGUCCUUGGUGACAACUUUUGUCAGUCCCUGCAGUUUGACCACGAGCCCGUGAGAAAAGCGGCCCCUUCCCCGAGACUGGAUGACUCACGAAGCUACCAUCGUGGGAGGCGGCAGUCAGAGCCUCCUGAGUUCAUCUACACUCCCGAGAAAGCCAAGAAAAGCCUCCCCCUUCUGCUGGAGGGCAACCUACCAUACCGCCGGGGCAGGAGGCAGUCAGCCCCUGCCAAAGACAUUGAGGCGGCAUUUCAACAGAGUGUCGCACUUAAGGCGGGUAGCGAGGGUGAGCUGUGCCCGCAGGCUGACAGCCUGGGCUCCUCUGGCAGCACCAGCACGCUGGCGUCCUCAGUGAUCGAGGUGGAGGCCGGCCGAGACGACCUGGGGCUCGGCCCAGACGAGGACAUGACCCCUCCGACCCUGUCGAUCACGGAGGAGAUCCUGCAGUUCAUCAACCAGAGCCGGGCGAGGGAGGGCCUCCUCGACCUGCAGCCGUACAAGGAACAGUCCUUCUCCGAGUCCCUGGAUGACUCCACCACUGGGCAGGAUUUGGGUCCCACUGUCCUGCAGCAGGAUGAAGACCAAAGCAAAUCCCUAAAUCAUGGCAGCAGUUACCAUGGAAUGCAAGUGGACGGGGCAGAGCCACCUCUAGAAGGGGGCAGGGCCAGAACAGAUGCCCAAGUCCCUAUCCGUUGGACCAGUGAAUCUUCAGAGGAGGACAUGGGAAAAUCGGGUUUCACAUCCUCCUCGCUGCACAUGCUAGAGGAGACUGGCCAGGAGGAAGAGACGUCAGCCCCUGUGGAGGCCCCACAAGCCUUGCAGGACCCAGAGGAGGAAAAGGCCAGACCCCACUCCGAAGGGUUGGUGGACCCACACACUGAACACCCUGCCCCUCUUUCCCCAGUGGGUCUAGGUGCAGAAGCCCCCUCCUCUCCUGUCGGGGAGGAAGCACCCAGGACAGACUCAGGAUAUCCAGAUGAGGACAAGUCUCCCAGCAUACCUCUCUCCAACACAGAGUCUGCAUCAGAGGGCCUUCCAGCAGCCAAGCGUGACACUGUGCUGACCAAGAGUGACCGGCAGAUCAUUGAGAAGAUACGCAACUACUAUGAUGCAGCAGAGGUGGCCGAGAGCCACAUGCCUCGCCGGAACAGCUUCUCCCAUAUCCCCACGGGCCUGGUCAAGGAGUCGGUAUCCCUCUUCAGUGUCUUUGGCCGGCAGGAUAGCCUGUGCGACUCAGAGGGGGGGCGUUCAGAAGGGGGUGAGGCGGAGUCACCUUCUCUCCCUCCCCUACCUCAGCUAGAGGAGGACUGCCUGGCUCCAGCCGAGGUUACCAACCUGCCGAUCCUGGGAGAGAGUGCCAGGGCAGAGCCGGACUGUGAGUAUCGGUCCUGCAAGGAGCUGAUGAAGGUCUGGAAGGAGAAGGAGAAGAGAGGGGCUCCACUGUGCACAGAGAUGGGGAACAAACACAUCUUCAGGGCAGAGUGUCCCAAAGUAGAGGAAAAAGAGGAGUGCUCUGGGGCUGUUGAUGCAUCCGGGAGCAGCCUCCUAGCUGCCACAGAAAAGGGGGUGUCCAAAGCCUCAGAUGCGGAUGCUAACCUCAAGCCAGACCUUGAGACUGCAGAGACCAGUUCCUGGGAGACCAAGACGGCAGCGAUACCUCAGGCUUUGGGGACGACCCAGUCUGGGAGCAAGCCCCACAGCAGAACUGUUCAGCAGGGAAGCCUGGAUGGCCUACCAAGCCAGAUCAGAGUAGGCAAGCUGUCCAGGCGUGGGCACGCCACCUCUGGCCGUCCCCUCUUCGACGGGACACCCGACGUGACGGGAAUUGGCCUGUUUGAGGGCGGGGCGGACCCCUGUGUGGUGGAGAACUCAGAGAGGAUCCUCAGCAAGGUGCAGAUGCUGGCACGUAUGUACAGCGCCAAGGUCAGCAGCAUGAAGAUGCCCUUGCACAAGAGGGCGUACGAGGGCCGGGCGCCCGCUGGGUGCAAGGAGGGAUCCGUGCGAGAACACCACAAGGAGAAGAAGCCACAGAGCCUGGCUGCAGGUGCAGGGUGUCAUCCGGCCUCUCCCGUGCUUUCUGAGCCACAGCUGUUUGGCCAUGUCCUCGUCAGAGAGCAGCUGUCUGCCACCUACCUCCAGGAGAACGGCUGUGUCCUGGCUGGACCCAGGGAGAACACCUCAGAACUGGAGGGUACCUCCUCCGCUCCUGCCUCGUCCCCCACCUCCCCCCUGUCCCCCUCUUCCAAAACAUCCCCAGAUGAAGUGGACAUGGAGAAGUCACCAGCAGAAGUGGUGGACUCCAGCAGCCCAUCAGGGGACGUCCCCACAGAUGGCCAGUUGUGUCUGGGGACAUCCCAACUAAAAGAAACCAGGUCGGGGGAUCCUGAAGCCUGCAUCGAGGUAGAUGGGCCCAUUCAGAGAGAUGUGGACAUUCCGCAGAUCGAGCCCCUGUGCGAAAGGUCCAGCCCUGGACCUCUGCUCCAGACCGACGCAGAACAGCAGAGCAACAUCCAGAAUCAGAAUCAGAACCAGAUGAGGCAACGUCAUCGGUUGCUCUGA